Molecule: messenger RNA, 1104 nt
Organism: Desarmillaria tabescens
Lineage: Eukaryota; Fungi; Basidiomycota; Agaricomycetes; Agaricales; Physalacriaceae
Product: lipase
Exons: 9
Coding region: 1-852 (283 amino acids)
Biological process (GO): lipid metabolic process
Source: RefSeq, a predicted model, not a curated record
AUGUUCCUCUUCUUCAAGCUCUGGUCGACCCUCGCUGUUCUCCGCUCAUUCGUUGAUGCAUCUCCACUGCAAAUCGCAUCCCCUCGGCAAAGUCAAGACGAAAUAAGCACAAUGGACACCCUGGAAAUUGAGGGAUUCAAACCGUACACGUAUUACGCAGGUGCAGCCUAUUGCAACCCGUCAACUACGUUGUCCUGGACUUGCGGUAUGCAAUACUGGUAUGUCGGUUACGACGCCGAUAUCGACACCAUCAUUGUGGGCCACCAAGGAACUGAUAUAGCUAAACUGUUGCCCGUAGUCACCGACGUUGUUUUCCUUUUGUCCCCGCUCGAUGCUACUCUCUUUCCUAACGUCAGCUCCGGUGUCCUGGUUCACAGCGGUUUCAAGCAGGCUCACGCCAACACGGCGACAGUCGUUCUCGCGGCCGUGACGAAAGCCAUGUCGACUUAUUCGACGAAUACUAUUACCGUCGUUGGACAUUCCCUCGGAGCUGCAAUCGCCCUACUCGAUGGUGUUUUUCUUCACUUGCAGCUUCCGUCAGCAUCUGUAUCCGUAAAGGGCUACGGAAUGCCUCGAGUGGGAAACCCGCAAUUUGCGGAUUACGUUGAUCAGCAUCUGCCUGUCUCUCACGUUAACAAUAAGAAGGACUUCGUUCCAAUUCUUCCUGAACGAUUCUUGGGCUUCGCACAUUGUUCCGGAGAGAAGCAUAUUAAUGACUCCAGCGUGUGGAUAAACUGUCCAGGCCAAGACAAUGAGAGCAAUCAGUGCGUCGUCGGCGAAGUCCCUACCAUAUUGUUAGGCAAUGCCGGUGAUCAUGACGGUCCUUACGACGGGGUCAUGAUAGGAUGUUGACGCGAACAAUGUCGGUUGCGCUUAUUGUUAUUUAAAUAUAAGACGGAUUUAAACCAUGAUCUCAUUGCUUGAUUGCCGAUGUUCUCCUUUCACGCGGCUGUCAGUCCUAACAAGGAUUUCCUUUUCAUCUUCCUCAUUCCGGGUAUUUUGAUGUGCGUUUUGCUUCACAAACUAGACCAGGGUGGAGGAUCCGCGCAAGCGGGUCACGACUCGUAAUCGAUACCCGUAUCUCAGUGACCUUAUUCGGAACAA